Molecule: messenger RNA, 2073 nt
Organism: Eufriesea mexicana
Lineage: Eukaryota; Metazoa; Arthropoda; Insecta; Hymenoptera; Apidae
Product: glucose dehydrogenase [FAD, quinone]
Exons: 5
Coding region: 1-2055 (684 amino acids)
Molecular function (GO): oxidoreductase activity, acting on CH-OH group of donors; flavin adenine dinucleotide binding
Source: RefSeq, a predicted model, not a curated record
AUGUUAAGAGCGUUAGUAGUCGUCGUGUUUCUAUCGUACGUGAACUGUAUUCUUCCUCCUUCGAUCGUGGAGACGGUAUAUCAAUUCAUUUCCGGAAUUGCAACAGCACACGACGUCGCUAUUCCCGAUGAGACCUUCGUAUCCAAAGAGUACGACUUUAUCGUGAUCGGAGCUGGUUCCUCCGGCUCUGUACUGACAAAUCGGCUAACGGAAAAUCCAAAUUGGAACGUGUUGGUACUGGAAGAGGGCAAAGACGAGAUUUUCCUCACAGACAUCCCGCUAUUAGCCCCGAUUUUGCACAUCACGGAUUACGUUAAAGUGUACAAAAGCGAGCCGAGGCCUGAAAAUGCCAACGGAACCGGUGGUUACUGUUUAUCGAUGAACGACGGUCGUUGCAAUUUGCCAAGCGGCAAAGCAGUCGGGGGUAGCUCGGUAGUGAAUUUCAUGAUAUAUUCCAGAGGAUCACCGGCCGAUUAUGAUGCCUGGGUUGCGCAGGGCAAUCCAGGGUGGAGUUAUCGCGACGUGCUACCGUAUUUUCUCAAGUCGGAAAAUUGCAAGCUGCUGGAUCAAGAUAGCAGAUUUCAUGGCCACGGAGGAUAUCUCGACGUUACGUCCUCUCCAUACGUCUCCCCCCUAAGAGAAUGUUUUCUCCGAGCUGGCGAAGAACUGGGAUAUGAUGCAAUCGAUUAUAACACCGACAAGCACAUUGGUUUUUCAACGGUCCAGGUUCAUUUACGGAAUGGUCACAGGGUCAGUGCCAACAAGGCAUUUUUGAUGCCUGUUCGUGGCAGAGAAAAUUUGCAUCUGUCCAAAUUAUCGAAAGUGGCGAGGAUCAUCGUUGAUCCAAAGACAAGAACAGCCGUGGGAGUCGAAUUCGUUAAAAACGGGAGAAAACGGGCCGUCUUUGCGAAGAAAGAGAUAAUACUGUCAGCAGGUACCCUGACCUCGCCGCAGCUACUGAUGCUCUCCGGGAUAGGACCGAAAAAUCAUCUCGAGUCAUUGAAUAUCAACGUGAUCGAGGAUCUACCGGUCGGAUAUAAUCUACAGGAUCACGUCAGCAUGUCGGCAUUGACUUUUCUCGUAAACGAGAGCGUAACCAUCGUCGAACCUCGACUUGUUUCCAAUCUAGCCAAUACCGUGAAUUACUUUGUCAAAGGAACUGGCCCGUUAACGGUACCCGGUGGAGCCGAAUGUAUGGCGUUCAUCGACACGAAGCAAGAUCAUCCAAAUGAGCGGAUAAAAAAGUUGCAAGUUAACGAUAAUAACUUUCGCGACAACAAUCGUUUAAAAAGACACAACGAUAAACGAGCCUCCUUUCCACCAAACGUAACGUCCAUCUCGGUGAAUCCCGAUUACUUGAAAUCUUAUCUAGACUCGAUAUCAAACGGAACGAAAGAAACGAACGUUCCCGAUAUCGAACUGGUUUUAGGUGUAAGUGCUCUAACGGGGGAUAUAUCGGGCAGUUACAGAGGGCUCCUCGGUUUGACGGAUGAAUUUUACAAAGAAGUUUUCACCGGUUACGAAGGUUUCGAUGCCUUCACCAUUGUCCCGGUUCUCUUACAUCCAAAAAGUAGUGGAAGAAUUACCUUGAAAACUUCUGAUCCGUUUGACGUGCCCAUUUUCGAGACAAAUUACUACGAUCACGAAGAUGACAUCAAGACUAUGGUUCGAGGCAUUAAAAAGGCGGUAGAAUUGGCAUCGACGAAAGCAUUCAAACGUUUCAACGCGACGUUAUUGCGAGUCGCGUUUCCAGGAUGCAAGCAUAUCUCGUUCGGUACCGAUCCGUACUGGGCAUGCACUGCUCGGCACGUGAGCACGACCUUAGGUCAUUUCGUAGGAACGUGCAAGAUGGCUCCGAGAGGGAACUCAGGUGUGGUGGACCAUAGGUUACGAGUGCACGGAAUCAAUGGUCUCAGAGUCGUGGAUGCCAGUAUAAUACCAACUAUAAUAGCAGGCCAUACCAAUGCGCCCGCUUAUAUGAUCGCUGAAAAGGCUGCGGACAUGAUAAAAGAAGACUGGAGAGUAUCCGUUUCCGGAGGGAAAAAACUCGUUUAAUGCAACAUUCGAAAAAUG